This is a messenger RNA of Aspergillus niger, 171 nucleotides long. RefSeq lists its product as uncharacterized. Bases 1 to 171 code for a protein of 56 amino acids. The record is from RefSeq and is a predicted model, not a curated record. NCBI's taxonomy places the organism in Eukaryota, Fungi, Ascomycota, Eurotiomycetes, Eurotiales, Aspergillaceae. The transcript is spliced from 2 exons.
AUGUUUUAUGUGGUGAGAUCGACCCACCUUGGCACACAGACCAGGGAAGCUGCUAUAGGCACACUCAGCCAUUCGUCAAAUGAGGUAGCAGCCAAUAAGCCCACCCUGCGCCUCACACAAUCGACUGAUACCGAAGUAGAAUACUCACCCCCACCUGCAUCGUCAGAAUAG